AUGGGUAUUAAGAAAUUAUUAAAACUUAAACCUCCGGAAGAAGAAACCCCGGACCAAAACAGAGAGACUCUACAGGAAUUAGGCAUUUCCACAAAGAAUAUACAUAAAAAGCAAAAGAACAGGUUUGCAGCUUAUGGUCAAUUUGCUAAAGAUAGAAUAGGGGACAAAUUUUUUGCCCCACCCGGCUAUGAACAAUACGCACCAUAUAACGAAUUACCUUCUGAAUCUCAAAAUGACCACGCCAAUGACCAGGGUGAUACAACACUAGUAAACCAAGAGAAGGAUCAAGAGCAUCAUCAUCAUGCCCUCAAGCUAUUCAGUAAACAUAAGUCCAAGCAUGGAAAUGGAGGCUGUAACUCAGCUUCAACUUCACCUUCAGGGGAUGAUCCUUAUGCUGUAAAUACAGACGCAUGCACCUAUUACAACGAGCCAUAUAAAGAGGUAGACAAAGAUUACUUCAACAUGCUUUCUUCAGGUCCAACACCGUCAAGUAAGAAAUAUGUAGAUCCCUACGAACCACAAGUAUUAAGAGAUAGUAAUACAGAUUUAAACGCUUCUGAAAUUGACGAUGCUUGUUCAAUUCCAAAUGGCAAGAACUAUACAUCAUUACCAUCUCGACUCAGCGGAACAGAGAAUACAGCAAUUCCGUAUACAAACCCAUCCUUAUCCUCAAGAAAUGUUACUCCACCUCCAAACUCAAUGAAUUAUGAGUCACGACAUACUAAUCCAUACGCAAUACUAACGCCAGAUAAGUACACUGCCGCCACAACAACGACUCCAAGAAUAAACUCGAAUCCAGGAGUCAGUUCACCAUUGGCGUUUGAUGAUAAUCCAUACACCAGAGCUAGUGAAGUGAAUAGAAGCCUUUCGAAAUAUAUUGUUGAGAGUGAUGGAGGUUUAAAUCAAAGUGAAUUACAUCUCAUGGAUUCGACAGUUGAAAAUAAUGAGGAUGAUUUGAAUGUUACCAUGGAUGGAAUCCAUGACGACUACGGUGAUGGUGACGGUGAUGGUGACGAUGAUGUUGUAGAUUUGAAUGAAACUAUUGGUGAAAAUAAUCUGUCGGGAUGGCAACUACAAGAACAAAUUGAGAACGAAGGACAAGAACAAACGUCAGACAGGGUCGUUAGUACUUACCAUCCUGAAAAAGAAGCUGGAAGUGAUCAUGGUGGCUAUGGUACCGAGCUUAACCCGAAUCCUGGGUACCAAACGUUUGAACAAAUACAAAGGGAAGAAGAAGCUCGUCAACAAGAGGAAGAAGAUGAAGAGGUAGAUCAAGUGAAACAACAAAUCCGAUAUACCAAACAAAGUUCAGUAGCGUCUACACGGAACACAUUAAAGAUGGCACAUGAAGCUGAAAUGGCAGGCAUGAAUACAAUGGGUAUGUUAGGACAUCAAAGUGAGGUUCUAAACAACACUGAACGUAAUCUGGAUUUAAUAAAGGUACAAAAUUCAGUUGCGGAAGAUAAAGUUGAGGAAUUGAAGAAAAUCAAUAGGAGUAUCUUUGCUGUACAUGCCAAGAAUCCAUUUAAUUCUAAGAGGAGACAAAUGGAACGUGAAGAGAAGAUACGUAAUGAAAAAGUGGAACAACAAUUAAUGAUGGAGGAAACCAACAAACGACUUACAGAUUCUACUAAUAGAGUUGCCCAUGCCUUGGAUGAUAAUGGGAAAGAUAAUAACCCCAGUUUAAUUCAAGAGAAAUAUAAGAGACAAGAAAUUUUAAAACGAGCUAAACAAUAUCAAUUUGAAAAUGAUAAAGAAGAUGAUGAAAUGGAAGUUGAAUUAGAUAAGAAUUUGGAUAAGAUUGGUCAAAUAAGUAGUCGAUUGAAAAACUUGGCGAUAGCGUCAGGUGAAGAGGUUCAAUCACAAACGGAACGUCUAAAGAAUAUGGAGGAAAAUACGGACACUUUAGAUAUUAAACUACAAAUGAAUACAUCUAAAUUAGCUGGCAUAAGAUGA
Molecule: messenger RNA, 1956 nt
Organism: Naumovozyma dairenensis CBS 421
Lineage: Eukaryota; Fungi; Ascomycota; Saccharomycetes; Saccharomycetales; Saccharomycetaceae
Gene: SEC9
Product: Sec9p
Exons: 1
Coding region: 1-1956 (651 amino acids)
Biological process (GO): exocytosis; vesicle fusion
Cellular component (GO): plasma membrane; SNARE complex
Molecular function (GO): SNAP receptor activity; syntaxin binding
Source: RefSeq, a predicted model, not a curated record